AUGUCUCGCAACGGAACCACCCUUUACGUGUCCGGCUUCAGCCACGGCACUCGCGCGCGCGACCUUGCGUACGAAUUCGAGCGCUACGGCCGUCUGGUUCGCUGUGAUAUCCCGGCUCCGCGGUCCGCCAGCAGCAGGCUGUUUGCUUUCGUGGAGUACGAGGAUCGCCGCGAUGCGGACGACGCGUAUCAUGAUAUGCACAACAAGCGCAUCGGUCGCGACGAUGUGCUGAAGAUUGAGUGGGCUCGUACCCCGCCUUCCGCUUCGUGGCGGUUCGACCGCAGUGAACGGGAGCGUGGACCGCGCCGCUCUUCCCCGCGCCGCCGGUCGCCCAGCCCGCGUCGUCGCGACUACUCGCCUAGGAAGGAUGAUCGCCGUGACCGCGACCGGGACCGUGACUACGACCGUGAUCGCCGCGACACCCGUGACCGCUCGCGCAGCCCUGAUCGCGAUCGGGACCGUGACACCAAGGACGACCGUGACCGUGACGAGCGCGACCGUCGCGAGAACGGCGCGAAUGGGGACGACAGGAAGCCCAUCGACAGCCCCGAUCGGCCGGCCCACGACGACCUCGAUGUCGCCGAAUGA
This is a messenger RNA of Chaetomium globosum CBS 148.51, 588 nucleotides long. RefSeq lists its product as uncharacterized. Bases 1 to 588 code for a protein of 195 amino acids. Gene Ontology annotation, molecular function: RNA binding. Gene Ontology annotation, biological process: mRNA splicing, via spliceosome. The transcript has 6 exons. Lineage: Eukaryota; Fungi; Ascomycota; Sordariomycetes; Sordariales; Chaetomiaceae. The record is from RefSeq and is a predicted model, not a curated record. Gene Ontology annotation, cellular component: nuclear speck.